UCAAAAUCUCUCAUGCCCCCUAUCACGCCCAGCCGUGAAAGGUUUAAUUUAUCUUCUCCAUUUACAGUGUGGCCGACAACGAGCCAUCUGAUUGGUCGUUUGUCACCCCACCUAACUCCGUGUCAAUCCCAUCUUGUCAAGCAAAGCACAUUUCGUGUGUCUUGUUGGAGCUGUUCGAAUCAUGCAAGCAACACAAAACAAUCUGGGUUUAUUUCGCGUUUUCAAACCAACGAUUCUUUUCCACGCACCUCCGCUGCCGACUCUACAACAGAUCUUUCGUCCACCCGAGCUUGGAAAUUCGCCAUCGCUUUGGAAGCAGCCAGUAGGACCGCUUGGCUUUGCUGCUGCUUUUACUACAACGCCUCCACCCCCUGUUAAUGUCCAAGCGUCUCCGAUGAGUUUUGAUUCUCAGGCUGUCAUUCCUUCUCUUUGUGUCGUGCCACAAAAUUCUGAUCAACCGACCAAACAUUUUAAAUCCGGUGCGUCCGUCCUACAACUGCUGGAGGAAUCGGUCGAAAAAUCGAACGCUUGUGUCCCAAACUUGAAUGGAAAAGGAAGAAAGAAGAAAUACCCUUGCCCGUUAUGCGACAUACGAUGCAGCAACAACGGACAGCUUCAAGGUCACUUAAGAAUUCACACUGGAGAAAAGCCUUUUCAAUGUACUUUUGAUGGCUGCGAUAGACGAUUCGCUCGCAACGAGGAAUUGACGCGCCACAAACGCAUUCACACCGGUGUUCGGCCUCACAAGUGCGAAAUAUGCAAUAAGGCGUUUGGACGAAAAGAUCAUUUGAGCAAACAUCAAAAGACACAUCUACAAAAUUCCGAGAAAAAAGUAUUUACGUGUGUUGUGUUAGGUUGCGGUCAAAAAUACAGUCGCUCUGAUGCCUUAACAAGACACCAGUGGACUGCUCAUUCUCUGACAAAGGCUACUUCUCGGGCAAUCAAACGCCUGCCGCGUGAUCAGCAUCUUUUAAAGGCUAUGAAUCCAUGUUCAGUCUCGGCCAAUGGUGCGUGGUUGAGCUCGUAAGACACCGACUAACUAACCGUCCGGCCUUGAUCUGAUUUGUUUAUUGUGACAUAACAGUGAAAUAUUAAUGGGUCUCCCGAGAAACGUCAGAAACUCAUAAGCACGUCCGCAGACAGUCAGAGUGGGAGACCGAAAAAACAAGCACGAGUUGCAACUGUUUCGUCAGCAAAAUUGUUUUAUUAUGGAAGCUAAAGUACAUUAAAGGUGCUAUCAUCGCCUUGUUGCAUUUAUUACACGCUUUCAUGGUGGUAUUGAGGCUUGGGAGCGCGACCUUAUCUGUGAAAUUUAAUAUCCUUCGGACAAGUCUCAAUUCACCACUUGAUGCCCUGGGGUUUUUUUUUAUCAAAACGCCGGCUGGCUUUGACAUGCGAAGAUGUGGUGAAACAUUUUGUAAACAUCGAAACAAAUAACAGUUACAGCGAGUUUUGAGAAAGUCUUGAGUGUUGUGAAUGCUCUUUCUCUCUAUAGAUGUUUAUUUACUAUAACAGAACAAUUUCACUCAAAUUUGCAAAUCAGGCAUGCUCAAAGUCAAUUAAGAAUUCUAUUAAGAAAAGUGUUAGCUAACGUGUUCAUUAGCAAAUAACAAUAGACUUGUUAUCUUUUGCAAUCUAUUGUGCCACUUAACGCCAUUUUCCCCCACAAUUUUAUUAUUUGUCAGUCAAUGAAAGAAAAACAACCGCAUUUGACAAAAUGACGCCCGUCCGAAACACACAAUGGAUUUUCCGUGGGAAAAAUCAUAGACAAAAGAAUCAUUUAAUGACGAUCGCCUGUACUCGUAAAAAGUUAAUAAAAGUAA
Messenger RNA from Stylophora pistillata, 1823 nucleotides. RefSeq lists its product as uncharacterized. Gene Ontology annotation, molecular function: DNA-binding transcription factor activity, RNA polymerase II-specific; RNA polymerase II cis-regulatory region sequence-specific DNA binding. Gene Ontology annotation, biological process: regulation of transcription by RNA polymerase II. The record is from RefSeq and is a predicted model, not a curated record. Lineage: Eukaryota; Metazoa; Cnidaria; Anthozoa; Scleractinia; Pocilloporidae.